CCCUCCUCUUCUUCCCUCUCUCUUCCCUCCUGCCCCGUUCACCCAACCUCCCGCCCCGGAAGCAGAAGCAAGAAAGGAGCCGCACCCAGGCACAGCAGCAGAAGGCCGCAGAAGCCCUAUCCUCCGUACCCACCCCCCCACAGUCAUCCCCACAGAUACCCCCUGCAUCCAGAUACAAAAAGGAGACCCGCGUUGGCAAGGCGACUACGCCCACUAGCAUUCAGCCUACCGCAGUCCAUCACAGCUUAGCUUCAAGCUGUAUAUAACGCCCGCCCCCCCUUUCUUUCCCCCCGCGCUAUACACCACAGUAUAACACAAGAGAGGUAAUGAAACCACCAACAAACAAACUCCAUAUCCCCCUCACCGAAAAGGCUUCCCCAUUCUUCGCGUCCCCUUACCCCCCGUCCUCGUCUGUGGGACCCAAUCCGUCCCAGCUCUCGCCCAUCCCCUCCGCGCCCGCAUCUGCAGACACCCCGCACUCGCAAGACGCGUUACUACGAGCGACCUCGCCAAAGAUGUUGGAAGCUGGCGGCUACUUUCCCGUCUCGACUUCUUCCCUCCCUUCUCACUCUGGCUCUAGCUCGGGGGGUAGCAGGCUCAACAGAGCAAGGAUGGCGUGCCGGCAGGGUUUGUUGCCUGGGGGAGUGUGGAGGAGGGUGGUGAUGUUGAUGGUGUUUUUGGGGUUGGGGGCGUUGAUUCUGCAUCGGCAUGGUGGGAAUCUGGGACUACCAGAAAAGUACGCUACCCAAAAACCAGUCUCUUACGGCCAAAGCCAACCAGACGUGGUCGUACCGUCCUUUGAAAACGAAAACGACGCCCUGCCCAUCCCCGCGCACCACCCCUCCCACUCUUCCCCUUCCCAAGAAACACAAACAGAAACGCUCCACCACAAAGGCCACCGCCCGAUCGACCUCGCCUCCGACGCGAUGCCCCUCGAGGCGACGACCCGCGAGAGGCUGGAGGUGUGGCGGAAUGCGCCGGGGGGAAGGGGGGAGGUGGAGGGGGAGGUGGAGAUGGGGGGGUUUAUGCAGUGGAACCUUGAAGAAUGCUCGACGAUAUCCGAACAACACAACACCCACAUGAUCCAGCACUCUGCCAACGCCUGGUCCUCCCUCAACCGCUCCUCCAUCCACGCUCACCGCAUGGAACUCAUCACCCACCUCGAGACCCUCCUCGACGCGGGCAGGAUGGACGAGUAUGGCGAGGGGCGGGGGGUGGUGAUGGUGGCGGGGAAUGCGGAUACGUUGAUGAGGGUCAAGUGGAGUUUGGAGAUGUUUAGGAGUUAUGGGAGUAAGUUGCCGGUGCUUAUUUAUCAUUUCCCGGAGGAAGCGCCGGCAGAGGACGACCCCAUCCGCGAAACCCUCGCCAACCUCAACGCCCAACUUGUCUCCGUCCCCGGCCAACAAAAAGACGCCCACAAGACCAAAUCCUACCACCUCAAAGCCCUCGCCAUCACCUCCUGCCCCUUCCGCCACGUGCUCUACCUCGACUCGGACUCGAUCCCCACAAGAGACCCGGAAUACAUGUUUGAUGCGCCGAAUUACAAGAGGCUGGGGGUGUGGAUGACGCCGGAUUAUUGGAAGACGGGGGCGAAUAAUCCGAUUUGGGCGAUUAUGGGGGUCAAGUGUAGGAAUGAGUGGGAGAUGGAGACGGGGCAGAUGUUUAUUGAUAAGAAACGGCAUUUGGACGUGUUUUUGCUCGUGCAGUAUAUGCUCGAACGACAUGAUUUCUGGUUCACAUUCUCCGACGGCGACAAGGACAUCUUCCGCUGGGCGCUCCUCGCCCUGCGCAAACGCUGGGCCAUCCCCGGCCGCUGGGUCGGCGCCGCCGCCCUCCCCCGCGGAACCGCCUCGGGCGAAUUCUGCGCGCACACGAUGCUGCAGCACGAUUCCUGGGGCGAGCCCUUAUUCGUGCACUACAACCUCCUCAAACAGAUCCCCUCUGGCGUCGGGCGCGGCUUCUCAUGGGGCCGGACCAAGCAGCUGCCUCUCUUUAAUACGUGGCCUGCGACGCCUGCGACGGCGAGGCUGGGGGAGCCGGAGGUGAAGCCGGAGGAUGGGGGGGAGAGGGGGUUGGGGGAGGAGGAUUGUGAUAUGUUGGCGGAUGCGGGGGAGGAUGGGCGGGCGAGGGCGCCGGCGAAGGAGAUGGUUAUGCGGCGGGCGGCGAGGGAGAGGGGAGUCAAGGUCAAGUAUCAUGGGGGGUGGAUUAGUGCGCUUUGUAUUGAUCUGGAGUAUAUCGACCCCCGGCCGCAGGAACGACAGGACGAAGAUAAUAAAGCGAGGGAGGCGAGGGAGGCGAUCGCAGCUGCUGCUGCUGAGGAGUCGGAGUCGACUACCCCCGAGGCCCCCGUCGCGCGCGCUACCAAGGACGAAUCGCACCCCCACUCUCGCUCUACAUCCGACUCGUCCGACUCGUCCGACUCGGAGAAGAAGGACGGUGAGCACGCGGAGGGCGCGGAGGGAGAAGAGGAAGAGGAGCCGUUGUGGGAAGGUGUGGUCUACCCUGAUUGGAGGCAGAGCCCGAUAGAGGUUGUGCAGUGGGCGGAUGAUGAGCAUCUCAAGACGUUUGAAAAGACCUUGUACGACUUUGGGUUCAAGCCUAGUGGACCUGGGUUCUAGGGUUCUAGAGUGCGCGUAAGCGUUGGGGAGUUGUUGAGAGUGGGAAAGACUGGGCUGGACCCUGGUUGGAAAAGUUGUCGUUCUUGCAUAGAGAUCCUUUUAUCUUAUUGAUAAUACGAUUGUGUGUGAUAGAUUGGAUGUGUUAUGUAUCAUAGAUGAACUUGCAUUGUCUCCCUUGG
Cryptococcus amylolentus CBS 6039 is the source of this 2797-nucleotide messenger RNA. RefSeq lists its product as hypothetical. NCBI's taxonomy places the organism in Eukaryota, Fungi, Basidiomycota, Tremellomycetes, Tremellales, Cryptococcaceae. The record is from RefSeq and is a predicted model, not a curated record. The transcript has 7 exons. Gene Ontology annotation, biological process: mannan biosynthetic process. Bases 327 to 2618 code for a protein of 763 amino acids. Gene Ontology annotation, cellular component: Golgi apparatus. Gene Ontology annotation, molecular function: alpha-1,2-mannosyltransferase activity.